Molecule: messenger RNA, 3594 nt
Organism: Myripristis murdjan (pinecone soldierfish)
Lineage: Eukaryota; Metazoa; Chordata; Actinopteri; Holocentriformes; Holocentridae
Product: partitioning defective 3 homolog
Exons: 2
Coding region: 1-444 (147 amino acids)
Biological process (GO): cell adhesion; microtubule cytoskeleton organization; establishment or maintenance of epithelial cell apical/basal polarity
Cellular component (GO): apical plasma membrane; cell cortex; adherens junction
Molecular function (GO): phosphatidylinositol binding
Source: RefSeq, a predicted model, not a curated record
AUGGGCUCUGUGCGAGUGCUGCCACUGCACUGCAGGAAGCUGAUCAGACAACCGAGGAAGAACCCCAGCUCCAUCUCGCAGGACUCGUGGGAUAAGGCUUACCCGCCUGGCGAGGGCUUCCAGACAGCCAAGGACAACCCCAGGUACUCCAGCUACCAGGGCUCUAGGAACGGCUACCCGGGUGGCGGCGGCGUCAACGCCAGGGUCCUGCUGGAGGCCCAGGAGCUUCUGAGGCAGGAGCAGAGGCGCCGAGAGCAAGAAGCCAAAGGGAAGAUGGUGCAGGAGAACGCCGGCAACAGCAGCUACGAGGGGUACUCGUCGGCGCACCUGAAGGACCCGGCGUCUCCCAAGGGUCCGUAUCGCCAAGACGUGCCGCCUUCGCCCUCGCAGCUCGCGAGGCUUAACAGGCUGGGAUCGGAGAAAGGGAGGCUGUUCUAUUCUUGAGGAGUAUGAAUGAAGAGUUGAAGGCUGGAGAACAGAAGACUGUGAGGGACUGAGUUUGGGGUCUGGAUUUAAGACGGUAUCUGUGGGAUUACCCCGAGGAAAGGGCAAAAGCUACAAAUGUGGACAAAGGACAACCUAGAGGUCUUAUAGCUUAGCAAUGAUCUUAGAGGUGAACAAUUGUGAAGUGUACUCGGUAUGUGGGUGUUUGUGUUCAAUCCCUAGCUGUGCCGAUGACCUAUACCGGUAGUCAGUCAGUCACCCUCCUACAGACAUGAGACGCUCAGUGCCUUCUCUGCAUUCACGGACACGCUGCUUGUUCACAGUCGUCCAGGACUCUGAUUCAUCGAGAUCUGGCACCCUCGUGUUCUGACAAUCAAACGGGCAGACGGGCAAGCAAGUGGGUGUCCUUUUGCGCCCGUGGGGAGGCGCAAGUUUCUGUGUGGGGAGUGUUUGUGUAUGUGUGCGAGUGUGUGGGCGCGUGACAAGGUACAUGUGUAUGAGUACAUUAUCAUCACAUACUGUUUCACUGCCACAUUGACCUAUCAAGUAUGGGUAUCGGGGGGCUUGCCGCCAUCUCCAGUGGGUGAUUGUCCUCAGCACACCCACCCUUACCCUCCCUCUUUCUUCACUUUGCUAAGGUUAGUAUUCCUCCCAACAACGCAAACCAUCGCCGUCAGGCUUUCUCGGUAUUCUGUUUGUCUACUUUCAGUGUUUUUGCUCCACGACCAAGCUCUCUCACUUGAGCGUUCCCUGGGGAGCAAAGAAAACAAGGCAAAGUGUAUGGAAAAAAAAAAGCAGGGCACAGUGUGUGUUAUUAAUAAAAAGCCCCCCCCCCUCAUAAAUGAUUCAUGCCGCGUGUCAUCUCCACGGAGGAGACCCAGGCAGAUAGGGGAGACAGCUCUGAUCCACUGCCUGGCCCCCCUGCACCACUCUGGGCUUGACUCGCUGGCCCGCCUGCCUGUCUGUCUGGAGCUCUGGCUUCCAUCCUCCUCCUCCUCCCGUUCUCCUCGCCUCUCUUCUUCUCUCUGUUCAUUACCGUCCUUUCUUUUCCCUAAACCGCCCACCCCAGCACCACCACCUUUACCCUCUUCGCCUCUUCCCUCCCACUGCUGCCCCCCUCCCCUCCUUGCUCGCCUUCCACCUUCUUCUCCUCUCAUCCCACCCCUCCUCCUCGUCCUCCUCCUCCCCCUCUGCUCCUCUCUCCCCAGUCAGGCUCUGCACUGAAUUUUUCAUCACAAGCCACCUGCUGCCUGCCAGAGCCAAAGAACACAGCCACCAGAGGCACCAACAGAGGGCCCGGCUUCUGACAUAAAGAGAAGAAGUGAAAGAAAAAGAGAGAGAAUAAAGAUUGGCAGGGAGACAAUGAGCCUCCCAGUGUGAGAUUAGCACCAGCUAUUCUCCCUUUUGUAACAAAAGACAAAAUUGUCCUCAGGAGUUAAUUGCUUUCAAUUGUCAUAAUUGCAUUUGCUGUACUUAACCAUUUUAAACGUUUAGCUGGCACUCUUGUCGAGAGUGAUUUAAGUGUGCAGGUACGGGUGGCUCGGUGUCACUUGCUCAAGGACACCUCAACAGGGCUCAUGGCCUGUCAGUGGAUUAACUGGGUGCUAAGGGAGAUUGAAUUGUUAAGUAUUUGGUCAGUCUCUCCAGACAGACUAGCCCAGUGGUUUUCAAUUGCGCCAUGACCCAAGGCUGAGCAGGUUUUCAUUUCAAUCAAACGACAGCAGCUGAUCUCACUGAUUUGCACACCUUAAAGCACAGAGAACGAACUAAUCAGUGAAAUCAGAUGCUGCGGUGUUUGGUUAGAAUGAAAGCCUGCACUCUCUUGAGCCUUGAUGGUGCAUGAUUGAAAAUCACUGCCAUAGCCAACCAGCCACCCACCAUAAUUGCGGCGGUUGGUAGCAACCUAUCAUCUUGGACUGAACCGAUCCUGUGACAGCGCCCAUGUUUGUGACUAAAGCUGCCGGCGAGCGAACAAAUGAGAGCGAGCUGAGGCUGAAAUGAACACAAAAGGGAAUAUUUUAAAAAGCUGGCCAUCAUCAAGCGAUGGAAAACAAAAUGGCGGUGCAUAAUUACCCCCCCAUUCCAACGAGCUCUCUAUAUGCAGAGGAGAACCGUAUGACAUACAUUAUUUUCUCUUGUUUAAUGAAGGCGCUCGCUGGGACAAAUCCAGGCAUAGCGGAGGUAAUGAAUGAUAACAUAGAGAGAAGAUGAAGAGGGCAGAAAAAGGAUUUUACAAUGGCCUUUUUGCAGCGCAUAAAUCUGUGUUUGAACCGAGGGAGAGGUAUUUUAAGUACACAACAAUACUGUAGUCGCAGCAAAUGAAAUUUUCCAGAGUGCAUAAUGUAUUUAUGAGGGUGUAACAACCCAAUGGAAGUACAAACCUUACAUUAUCUGUGCUGUUACACUCACAAUGCAAUAAGGCCAUUGUAAACACAUAAGAUCCAAAUUGUGCAGGUGAGGGUAAAAACACGUCACCUCAAAAUGGUUUGAAGAGAGAAAGUGCUUGGUUGUAGCAGCCAGCACUGCCUGCUGUGAAUAUUAGUGUGUUUUGAUAUGCAGACUAGCAUACUUAGAAGGAUUUUUUUUUUUUUUUUUUUUUUCAAACCCGUGCUCUAAACAGUACCCCAAUGUUGAUAUUUGGAUGUUGCAGUUCAACUGUCCAGCUAUGAUGUUCAAUAUUGAUAAGUGCCUGAGAUAAAAUAAAAUAAUAAUAAUAAAAAAAAAAUAUCAUAUUUUACAUGAGGAGGGACACGAUUUGUUUGUCGGUGACGUAAUUCCACACAAAAGGAUGUGUGUUUUUAACAUUUUUAAUAUCAUUAAAAAGUGUCAUUUGUUUGGGGUACUUUUUCCUUGACAUCUUAUUUUGUUUUUGUUUGUUUUUGUUUUUUUUUUAAUUUACCACAAGAGCCAACACUCAACAGCGAUUAUCAGUGUAUUUGUAUCCCGUUUGACAUUGCCUUCAACCAUGCUGUACCAUGAUGUGUUUUAAAGUCUUUAAAAAAAAAAAAAAGAAAGCUAUUGUAAGCACAUGUGCAAUUUUUUUUUUUUCCAGAAAACUUUUACAUGAUAUAUUAAGAAAUGUAUACAGCCACUUUUCCUGUACAUAUCAAAUUUAGAAUAAAACGGAAGGCUGUUCCAUCCUGUUUACAA